AUGGAGGAAUGCUCGAACAAUACCAAAAACGUGUUCUAUAUUUCAGCUUUUUCCAUCUCUAAAAUUGGACAAUGUCUCCUUCUCAUUGCAGUUCUAUUGAUGUAUUUGGUGACUAUCUUUGGAAACAUGACCAUUGCUCUACUGGUGGGUCUGGUUCCCCGGCUCCAUACUCCAAUGUAUUUCUUCUUGAGUAAUCUUGCUGUUAGUGAUGUUAUAUUUGUUUCAGUUACUCUUCCAAAACUUCUCUCCAUACUCCUAACACAUGACCAUUGGAUGUCUUUCUCUGCCUGUAUGACUCAGGUGUACUUCUUCUCAUUGUCAGCUGCUUGUGAUAUAUUUCUACUGACCUCCAUGUCCUAUGACCGAUACGUAGCAAUCUGUAAGCCA
Messenger RNA from Staurois parvus, 387 nucleotides. NCBI's taxonomy places the organism in Eukaryota, Metazoa, Chordata, Amphibia, Anura, Ranidae. The record is from the annotation of a GenBank genome assembly.